This is a messenger RNA of Mycena citricolor, 1407 nucleotides long. The record is from the annotation of a GenBank genome assembly. Lineage: Eukaryota; Fungi; Basidiomycota; Agaricomycetes; Agaricales; Mycenaceae.
CCUCAACCAUUUGCGCUCGAAAUGCCUGAUGGGCUGGUCCCCGCGUCAAUACCGACCGAGACCCGCACCUAAAGAUAGUGCUCGACCUCCCUAGAAUUUGUGCGAGAUGCGGGCGCGGUGUCUAUUGACUACACUGGCUUGACGAAUGGGUUGAGCAGGACCGGAUGGCAAGACCGUAUAAAAGCUGGUAGGCUACGGAGAGAGAGAGCAUCCAUCCAGAAACCAAUAUUUCUCUCAGUCCCAACAAUGUCUAUCCGAUCCAGUCUCCUCAGCUUUGUUGUGCUGGCCGCGUUCGUGUCCGCGGCUCCCUCGCAAACGGAUACCGCCAAACGCGCCACCUGCACUGUAAACAGCGUCGCCAGCGCGUCUGGGCUUUCUAGCUGCACAGACGUUGUCAUCGAGGCGUUCACUGUCCCCGCCGGCGACACGAUCACGAUCGCGGCGGCGAGCGCGAGCGGCCCGCUCAUCACUUUCGACACAGAUAACAUCAACUUCAACGGUGGAAACAACAAGAUCGAUGGCAACGGCGCUCUAUACUGGGAUGGCCAGGGCACCAACGGAGGAUCCUUCAAACCCCAUCCUUUGGUGAAAUUCAAAGGCUACGGCACUUUCUCGUCCGUGACGGUUCUGAACACCCCCGCCCAAGCGAUCUCGGUCGGUACCACGGACACAUCGACCAUCCAGCAGGUCACGGUCGACAACUCUGCCGGCGCUUCCCUCGGCCACAACACCGACGGCUUCGACAUCAGCGCCGACUCCGUCACCGUCUCCCAGUGCCAAGUCACGAACCAGGACGACUGCGUCGCGGUCAAUUCGGGCGACAGCGUGCUGAUCGAGAACACGACGUGCACGGGCGGGCACGGCAUCUCGAUUGGAUCCAUCGUGUCCGGCAAAUCAGUGACGAACUUCCGCGCGACGGGCAACACGGUCAGCAACAGCAAGUACGGGCUGCGCAUCAAGGUCGACGCGGACGCGACGAGCGCCCAGGUCUCGGGGGCGACGAACACGCUGUCUGGGAUCAGCGACUACGGAAUCCUCAUCUCGCAGAGCUACCCGACCGAGGACGGCUCCACCGUCGGCACCGGCGGUCCCAUCUCCGGGGUUGCGUUCACCGGCGCCAAGACCACUCUCGCUGUCGACUCGACUGCCUACUCCGUGGUUGUGAACUGCGGCGCCUGCUCUGGCACCUGGGACUGGUCCGAGCUCGACGUCACUUCCGCUGGGGAGGGUCACAAGCUCUCCCUUGACAAGGCUACGAUCUCGGGAGGCACCUACUAGUGACUUACUGCUAAGAAGAAUUAGCAAACAUCCUGUCCCCUGCGUUACCUAACAAAUAAUAUACGCUCGAAUUCUCUCAGUAUCUGUUAUCUAGAGUGAGGGGACUUGAGAUGAACUCGCAUCACCCAG